ACCAACACGAGCAACACCUAGGCAAGACGAGGAUGGCCACCCCUCGGCCUCGUCGGAGCGCGGCGUCUUCGUCCGCGUUUUUGGGGCAGGAAGAUGAAGACUCGUCAAGAGACAAUUCGCCGAUUUCCGCUGCGGACAUGGCUCUGCGCUCGGCUCGCAAACGAGGGCGGGCGUCUGCCUCGCAGACGCCGAGGAAGAGGGCCUCGCCCCAGAUGAGCGCAUUGGGCAUCGAGGCUACCCCGAAGGCGCCUUCAUCCUCUUCUCCUUCAGCAGCGACAUCAGGAACAAGACGGAGAAGGUCUCUAUCUCAGCCCCCCUCUGCUUCCGUGAUCCGACAAGAGGUGCGAAAAAGCCUUGCAGCGGCUGCGACUCCCAUGGCCAGACGCGCUGGCGGGCCACCUUCAGCGCGCCAGUCGUUGGCCGCCUUUCAGCAAGAUCUUCGCCUCGCCUCUACCCCUGGCCCAUCCUCUUUUCUUCGAACCCCUGGGCGUGGAGGUGGGGCAAGGGAUACCCCUGGCUUUCUCGAUACGGUGCGAAGAAACAAGGAGCUGCACCAGAGCGCGAGCAAGAGGCCGGCAGCGGUCAAAAGCACCCCGUUUGCUGCCACCCAUGGUAUCGGGGGGUGGGGCGCAGGGAUCGGAGAGAGCCCCAUGGCUCUUCUCGUACAGCUCGCUAUGGCACCUGGAGUCUUGCCCGAGCCCACUCCGAGGGAAAGGCCCGCACCGUCGUUUGUCCGACCUGGUCUACGCAACAUCCCUCGCCGCAAUGCGAGCCUGCGGCCUGGUGAGCCAGUCCCUGGGGAUCUGACGCGCGACGAUGGAGAGGUUGCAGGCGACGUCAGCACGAGUAGCGCUUUGGGCAAUGAGCAAGCGAGGCAGCGCCGUCGCCAGUCGACGCGAUCGAGCAACAUCUUUGCGGAGCUGCUGCAAGAUGAAGGAACCACGCUCCUCACGCCAGCUUCAACUGUGACGCGCAACAGACCAAGUCUCUUUAGCAUCGGCGAGCCGAGUGGCCUGCGCGACGACGAUGAAGAGGAGGAGGAAGACGUCUUCGGAUCAGCCCUGGGACGCGAAGGAGAGGAUCGGUCGGGGCUGAUGAAUGCAUUCGCAAACGCUUUGGAAGGGUUCAACGACGACGAUUCGACGAGGUUGUCGCUGACGAGAGCCAUGUCGGAGCCCACGACGGUCGGCUUCAACGAUGUAGAAGCAGACGUCGACUUCCUCACAGGCGACGGAGAUGCGUUUGGUGACGAAAGAGCAGCAUCCAUAACAGCAUUCAACGAGGAUGAGCAGGACACUCCAAGAAGCAGUGCGCCACGCCCAUCGGACACGGACAUCGUCGACACGUCUAGACUCGGCCCGUCUGACCUUCUCGACAAGAGCCUCAUUUAUCAGUAUGACGAGUCCGACGAGGACAUUGGAGAGGUCGGAGCUGAAGAUCUAGAUGCAUCGUCCUCUUCUGGAGGAGAAGACGGCGACGCACUGACGCGCCAGCAGGUGCGCAAGGCACAAAUGGGUCUGCUGCGCCGCAGAGUCGCUCGCCGCAAACGCAGCCGCAAGUCGCCCAUCACGGGCAAACCGACGCCAAUGCUGCCCCCGACGACUGUCCGAAGGCUCUUCGAUGCUGCCGUGCAGCCGAGCAAAGGCUCCCUCUCUGGUGGGCCAACUGCGACUAAACGGCAGACCAUCGCUUUGGAAAACGGCGUCGUGGAUGCCGUCGAAGAGGCCACCCACGAGUUCCUGGCUGAAUUCACACGGCAGGUGUCGGACGUGGCCAGGCAGCACGGCAGAUCUCGGACCGUGACCGAGCAGGAUGCCAUGGCCGUCAUCAAGACACAUGGUUUCGCAACGCCGCGGGAGCCUAUCCCGACAUUGGCGCGACGGUAUCUGCCGCGCGAGCUGAGCGACCUCUUGGUUGGGUGCCUCAGCACACCCAUGGCCAACAGCGCUCUUGCCGUGGCACCAGACCCUUCUUCGCCGUCUUCCUCGGGCUCGUCGGCCUCGUACUCUCCCACCAAGAAGAGGACAGCAAAAGGCAAGGGCAAAGCCAGAGGCAGGCGAUGAUUGUAAUUAUAGCAAUGCAUGUGUAUACUGUCAGAUCACAUCGACUU
Molecule: messenger RNA, 2110 nt
Organism: Acaromyces ingoldii
Lineage: Eukaryota; Fungi; Basidiomycota; Exobasidiomycetes; Exobasidiales; Cryptobasidiaceae
Exons: 4
Coding region: 33-2063 (676 amino acids)
Molecular function (GO): protein heterodimerization activity
Source: RefSeq, a predicted model, not a curated record